This is a messenger RNA of Triticum urartu, 2403 nucleotides long. RefSeq lists its product as uncharacterized. NCBI's taxonomy places the organism in Eukaryota, Viridiplantae, Streptophyta, Magnoliopsida, Poales, Poaceae. The record is from RefSeq and is a predicted model, not a curated record.
GCAGGUGCGAAAGGAUUUUGGCCAAUCCUCCCCUCGCGCGCGGCGUGCUUCGAGUGGGUCGUGGAACCCUAGACCCCUUUCCCCAAUCCCACGGCCACCUCCAUCCUCCCGUGCUCCACCCCGAGCGUGCCCGGGCUCCGCCUCCUCCUCCUCCUCCUCCACCAUCCCUUCUCUUCUCACUCUUCCUCCUGUCGCAGCCGCCUCCUCUUCUCCCUAUCUUCCUCCUCCUCGCCCCACGUGACCCCUCUUGUGCCGCUCGUCUCCACUUCGUUGCCGCCAUAGAUCGAGGAGGACGGCGCGAUGACCACCAUGAUGCAUCGGACAUCCCAGAUCGACGACGCCAUGGAAGCCAUGAGAGCUGGCCGAGGAAGAGGGGGCAGGGCCGCAGGCCAUGAAGGGCAUGGCGGCUGCGGGCGGAAGCAGCAUGGGUUGUAGGAGCGGCGGAUGUGGGCGGGGUCAGAGGUUGGGGAAGACUCGUCGGCUGGGCGACAGCAAGCUUCGGUGAGUGCAAGCAUGCGUUUCUAGAAGCGUCCUCUCCUACAAGGCAGGCAAGGACGACGUCGUCGCCCUCGCAGGUUCUACGAUCUGUUUCAUCUCUUUUCUUCUCGUUAAGGUUAGCUGCUCUAUUUCCUAGGAGAGGGGAGGCGGCCAAUGACAGGGAGAAGGAGCAGGCCGUCGACGAGUGCAAGCAGAAGGUUUCCGGUGACUGGAAGUCUGAAACUGAUGACAGGGCAUAUUGUUUUGGUUAUGAGUGGUUGGAGAUAUUGUGACUUGAUGUCCCUGGAGCAGUCAGACCCUUCCAAGAUAGGUCGAGCGACGGCGAGCACAUCCGACGGCAACACACCAAGGUUUUUGUGGUCGUGUCAUACACCAAUUACCGUCGAGAUGGGUAAUGGUAUGGGAAUGGGGCUCCAAGGAUGUGAAAAUGGUCUGGAAGACAGAGUUAGCAGCGAUAUGUGUCCUCAAGUAAUUUCUUGCCAAAGGUGAUGUGAAGGUUAGCUACUGUGAUCAAGGAAAUAACAUGUAUCUGUGUGGUUUGUUCCUGCUGUUGAUCGGCCAUUGCUGCGUUUAAGGUAUGUUGUGCCCGGUGCUACUUAAUGCUAUAUAAAACCUAUAGCUGUACAUAGAACGCCUUGAUAUGCAAAUAACCCAGUUAAAAUAAAUGGGUUGCGCCAUCUAGCAUUACAUGACGACAUGCCAAACACUUUGCCACCUAGGAUAGUCUAUAUUUGUAUUUCAUUCAGUUAUCUCAUAUUUCCAGUAAAAAAACUCUUCGCUUUGGGGUUUUGGAAUAAUCUUCAGGAAGUUGGUGACGAGUUAGUAGAACUUAUAGAAAUGUCGCUUUCAUUAGACAAUGACAUGCCAAAGACGCCAUUGCCUAAGGUAGUCUUUGGACUUAAGCUAUCUCAUAUGUACAAUAACAAGAUUUGUCACUUCAGUUUUUAGAAUAAUCAGUUGGUUAAGAAUUAGAGCUAAAGUUACGCUCAUGAGUAGUAUUUGUUGUACAAACAUCCAGUUAAUUCUUGAGAUACAAUAGAGACACUAUAUUAGUACUACUUUAGUCAAAUACAUUGUCCACUGGUUGUUGUAGUGAAAUGUCGCUCUAGCUAUUAAUUUACAGAAUUGUAGAAAAUAGCCCCUACGAAAUUACAAAGAGCGAGAAUAAGGAAGCUGGCAAACUUAGUGCUUCAUGGUAUUUCAGUAGAAAGGAAAUAGAAGAGAAUUCUCCGUCUAAGAGGGAUGGCAUUGAUUUAAAGAAAGAGACUUACCUUCGGAAAUCGUAUUGCACUUAUCUACAAGAUUUGGGGAUGCGGCUCAAAGUGUAAGAUAUUUUAUGUCCUUCUAUGCAUUUAUCGAUACUGUAGCCUGUUGGCUGACUGUCCCUUACUUAUCCAAAACAUUGAGUUCUGCUACUUACCCAACCAGAUGUUAAAUAUUUCAAAAUGCGUCUUUAUAUUGUCAUUGUAUCGUAAUUGCUUCUCCUGAUGUGUUUUUGUUUUACACCAGCAUAUAUUUGGUCCAGAGAUAUUCAAUUGUUUGUCUGAUAAGAUAAUAUUUUACUUCUUUAUGGAGCACUCUUAUGGCAAGCACGUUUUUUCUGGAUGAACUGCUGGUUGGUUUUUUUCUCCAUAAAUACGAUAAAUUAUCAUAUCAUAUGAAAUGUCAAGAUAUACUGAAAAUAUGCCCUGUAUGAUGGUGGUCUGGCAUUUUAGAAUUGUUUUGGGCAAUUCAUGUUUGUAUGCAUUUUUUCUUUUGGCCCUUGAAGGCAUCUUUAAUAGUUUGCAAUUCCGAUAGAAAUUGCUGUGCUCGUAUCUUUAGUUUUUAUUACAAUUGGUCGAUCUACAACGAGUGCGUCUGAUUCCAACUCAUCAAGGUGAGCUCCCUCUUUUAUUCUUCUCAGGU